CUCCCCAAAAGGCAGAUAAGGCGUUUGUAAGAAAUGAACUAAGAAAGAAAGAACGAAAAAGAAAAAAGAAAGCCACCAGCCGGCCAGAGACUGUUACACCCAGUGACAGCAUCACAUCCCUCUAAGACAAAUACAACCCUGGCUCCCUAGCAGCAGGGACAGAGAGGAGGGGUGGGUGCUGGAAUAACCAAGGCAACGGCAUAAAGGGAGAUAGCGAAAGAAGAAGGAGAAAGAGAGACAGGAGGAGAAGAAGAGAGACGCUUCUACCUGGCUCAUGUAAGCGGAGGAGAGCACAGAAGCAGUAGAGUAGUACACAGAACAAGUACCGUCACCUGUAAUCCAACAGUCAGACACCCGUUCUUCGUUACCAGCAUGUUGGUGAAGGAAUAUCGGAUUUGCAUGCCCCUUACAACGGAGGAGUACAAGAUUGGACAGCUGUACACAAUCAGCAGACACAGCCACCAGGAGAGCGACCGAGGGGAGGGGGUAGAAGUGAUUGAGAAUCGAGCGCAUCAUGACCCCGCCCAUGGCUCUGGGCAGUACACAGAGAAACGGGUUCACCUUUCCAGCAAGUUACCCAGCUGGGCCCGAGCCGUGGUCCCUCGAAUCUUCUACGUGUGUGAAAAAGCCUGGAAUUAUUAUCCCUUCACAGUGACAGAAUACACAUGUUCAUUCCUUCCCAAAUUUUCCAUUCACAUCGAGACCAGAUAUUCAGAUGACUGCGGGGACAAUGACAGCAUAUUUAGAGGGGAUCCGUGCGAGACACACGAGGUGUCACAUCUGGAUAUUGCGUUUGAUGAGAUCCCGGAGAGAUAUUAUAAGAGUACGGAGGAUCUGCGGAAUUUUGUCUCCAGUAAAACAGGACGUGGCCCACUGCAGGAAGGGUGGAGGUCCAACACACGGCCUGUAAUGUGUUCCUAUAAACUGGUCAAUGUCAAGUUCGAGGUGUGGGGUCUUCAAACGCGAGUAGAGCAGUUUGUACACAAAGUUAUCCGAGACCUAUUGCUGGUUGGGCACCGCCAAGCCUUCGCGUGGGUCGAUGAGUGGUAUGGCAUGUCAAUGGAAGAGGUACGGGAAUAUGAAAAGGAGACACAAGCAGCCACUAAUGAAAAGAUUGGUCCUGUGGCACCCACCAUUACCAUCAGUCCGGAUAGUCAGUGCACAGCCAUCCGCAGUGCCCCAGCUACCCCAAUUACCGGCGACCCACCAGAAUUCCUCACUCUCCCCAAAGAUAGACCCCGUAAGACCUCAGCUCCCGACACCCUAACCCUUCCAGAACUCAGAGAACGGGUCAACGGGCCCUCAAAUCACAGCCCUCCAACAAACACGGACAGCUGAAACUAUGGUCCAGUCUACCUGUUGCACUCCCAAUGUUGUGAACUGCCAAUUCAAUACGCACACGGAGUAGCGCCCAAGAAAUGAACACUCACCAAACUUUAUGGACAAUGACAAGGCUUGAGUCCUUGAAAUGGGCAUUGACGACAGACGCUUGGCCUCUUUUGCAUGCAUUUUACGGGAGAUUCUGGAAUUGUCAACGUUGACGUGAAAGGCCUUGUACUUAAUGUAGCAGAAUUAAAAAAAAAAAAAAAACACAUAUGAUCCAUAAUUAGCACUUCCCAUAAGACUCAUCUCAUCGAACAGGACCUAUACAUUGUACUUGUUAAAAGCUAGAAAAUAUCUAGUCUUGAUCUAGGAACAAGAAAAUGUAAAUAUUGCGGGGUAAUCAAUUCUAAUCUGUCAUUAAAUUGCAUUGCAUUUCAUCCUGUGGCACAAACAUAGCAUAUUCAUCAUUGGACGAACGUAACUUCAAUUGUAGCCACAAUCAAUCAAUUAGAAAUCAAACGGAAGAUUAUUUUUAUUGAUCACAUUUGAAUUAAAUUGUUCAAGUAUUCAUUUUACCAUAAAGCCAGGCUUAUAAUAGACUUCUCCUUUGUUAAUUAUUCCAUAAAAUUAUUUAUAAGCCUAAUUGUGCAUUUUGCAUUUCACCAACACUUCCAUCACAGCACCUUCUUCAGAGAAGAAAUGAAUCCCCUAAUAAGCCAUAAGAAUAAAUAUCUAUUUUUUGCCCAGAGAAAGUUGUUGUUGUAAUUUAUAAA
Molecule: messenger RNA, 2096 nt
Organism: Pelobates fuscus (common spadefoot toad)
Lineage: Eukaryota; Metazoa; Chordata; Amphibia; Anura; Pelobatidae
Product: cytoplasmic phosphatidylinositol transfer protein 1-like
Exons: 10
Coding region: 373-1338 (321 amino acids)
Biological process (GO): phospholipid transport
Cellular component (GO): cytoplasm
Molecular function (GO): phosphatidylinositol binding; phosphatidylinositol transfer activity
Source: RefSeq, a predicted model, not a curated record